Messenger RNA from Mus pahari (shrew mouse), 1872 nucleotides. It is a transcript of the gene Asxl2, whose product is annotated as ASXL transcriptional regulator 2. Gene Ontology annotation, cellular component: PR-DUB complex. Bases 242 to 1120 code for a protein of 292 amino acids. Gene Ontology annotation, biological process: animal organ morphogenesis; positive regulation of transcription by RNA polymerase II. The record is from RefSeq and is a predicted model, not a curated record. Lineage: Eukaryota; Metazoa; Chordata; Mammalia; Rodentia; Muridae. Gene Ontology annotation, molecular function: chromatin binding; peroxisome proliferator activated receptor binding. The transcript has 8 exons.
CCCAAUAUGGCAGCGGCGGUAGCAGUGGCAACGGCAGCAGGACCGGCCACCCCGUAGAGCCCCCUCCCCCCGCCACUGCGCGCCUCCGCGGCCGCUUCCUCGCCGAGUCGCUUCUCCGGUCCGACUUCCCCUUUCUCCCACCUUUCCCGGCACCGCGGGAAAAGCAGCGCAGGGCGCAGCAGGCGAGGGGACGCAGCCGGAGCCGGGGCACGGAAGCCUCCCAGUCAGUUCAAGAACCGACAUGAGGGAAAAGGGCCGUAGGAAGAAGGGCAGGACCUGGGCGGAGGCCGCCAAGACGGUCUUAGAAAAAUACCCUAAUACGCCCAUGAGUCAUAAAGAAAUUCUUCAGGUUAUCCAGAGAGAAGGACUGAAAGAAAUCAGUAGUGGGACUUCCCCUCUUGCAUGCUUGAAUGCGAUGCUGCACACAAACUCCCGAGGAGAAGAAGGCAUCUUCUAUAAAGUUCCAGGUAGAAUGGGAGUGUAUACUUUGAAGAAAGAUGUGCCAGAUGGAAUGAAAGAGCUGUCAGAAGGUUCAGAAGAAAGCAGUGAUGGUCAGUCAGAUUCUCAGAGCUCUGAGAACAGCAGCAGCAGUGAUGGUGGCAGCAACAAAGAAGGGAGAAAGAGCAGGUGGAAAAGGAAAGUAUCGUCUAGACUGUCACAUCCAUCCUCUCCCCAGUCAGGCUGCCCAUCACCCACCAUUCCAGCAAGUAAAGUCAUUUCUCCAUCACAGAAGCACAGCAAAAAGGCACUAAAGCAGGCCCUGAAGCAGCAACAACAGAAGAAGCAGCAGCAGCAGCAAUGCAGACCAAGCAUGUCUAUCUCCAAUCAACACCUCUCUCUCAAGACUGUCAAAGCAGCCAGUGACUCUGUACCUGCCAAACCUGCCCUAUGGGAAGGAAAGCAAUCUGAUGGACAGUCAAGCAGUCCCCAGAACUCAAAUUCCAGCUUUUCUUCCUCAGUGACAGUGGAAAGUUCUCUGCUAGGCUUGGGGAAGAAGUCUUUCCAGAGGCCUGACAGACUCCACACAAAUAAAAAGAUAGAAGGGAUUAUAAUUAAAAAUUGUAAACUGAACUCCCUUGGAAAUCCCACUAAAAAGAGAAUACGGACAAACAAAAUUUAAUCAGUUUGAUUGAAGAAAACAAGGAGACAGCCAAAUGGGCAGGUGUCAGCAAAGGUUGAAAGAUGAAAAAUGGAUGAAGCUGAAAAGGAAUUGUCAUAAAUAAGCCAACUAUGGCUACAGACCACGAAAAGGGCUCAAGAACUGGAAAAAUGGAUGACAGAAAAGAAAGGUGAGGCAUAGGGUUGAAAAAGAAUUAAAAAUGAAUGAAAGCAUUUUGAUGCUUUACUCUAAGUAGAAGACAGUUUAUUAUUUGUUGAAGUUGAAUGCAAUACCUUCAGAUUUAGUAAUAUAUUGAGCUACAGACCAGUGAUGUGACAUUGUGUAGUUUGUUCAUUGCUGUAACAAAACACACAAGCAACUUGAGGAUGUUGAGAAGUUUAUUUUGGUUCACAAACUGGAGGUGACAAGGAGUGCAGCAGUGACACCAGUUCCUGUGACAGUAGGAGUAGGCUGGUCAUGUCACUUACUUGUGGUAGAGCAGUAUCAGACAAUACCUCAUAGGUCUGUUCCAGUCAUUCUCCUCUGCCUGCCAUGCCAUCUCCCCAAGCAAUGCCAGUAGCUGGGAUCAAGGUGGCAGGAGCUUGUCAUCAGCUUUUCAUGUUCAUAUCUUCAUAGGCACUAUUCUGAAACUUAGGGAAUUAGUUCAAUACAAAUACCUAAAUGCUAUUCUCCUUAGCUUCCAGAAUCCUUAGUAGAGGGUAUUUUAACUACCACUAGCAGAUCAGUUAAUUAGUAAAGAAGAGGAAAGCUCG